UUAUAUUCAUUUUAAAGGGAAUUGACAUUGAAAUGUCAUUGGUAAACUUGCCAAAAUAAAAGUUUGCUUUAUAAAUUUCCCGUUUUCUAAUUAAAAAUCGGACAAAAUGCGAAGUCGAAGUAACUCCGGUGUUCGCCUGGAUUAUUACCAGCGAGUGGUUCAUAAAAUAAUUAUGUCAAAGCAAAAUCCAGUAACUGGUCUAUUUCCUCUUAGCGAGAGCAACAAGCAUGCAUGGAUUAGGGAUAACGUUUACUGCGUAAUGUCCGUAUGGGGCUUGUCAAUGGCAUAUAAAAAAAUGGCAGAUCAGGAUGAAGAUCGGGCGAAAACAUAUGAACUCGAGCAGUCCUGUGUUAAACUCAUGAGAGGUUUGUUAAUGGCCAUGAUGCAGCAGAAGGAUAAAGUGGAAAGGUUUAAGCAGACACAGAACCCUCUUGAUUCAUUGCAUGCAAAAUAUGAUUCUGAAACUGGACAGAUUGUUGUUGGGGACAAUGAAUGGGGCCACUUGCAAAUUGAUGCCAUAUCUCUAUACUUAUUAACCUUAGCUCAAAUGACUGCAUCUGGUUUGCAAAUUGUAUUUAAUUUGGAUGAGGUAGCGUUUAUCCAAAAUUUGGUAUUUUACAUAGAGUGUGCUUAUUGUACCCCUGAUUAUGGUGUAUGGGAGAGAGGAGAUAAAUCUAAUCACGGACUACCGGAAUUAAAUGCGAGUUCCAUUGGAAUGGCUAAGGCAGCAUUAGAAGCAAUGAAUGAAUUAGAUUUAUUUGGUGCUAGAGGCGGCCCAUAUAGUGUAAUACAUGUUUUAACUGAUGAAGCUCAGAAAUGUCAAGCGGUGUUACAGUCAAUGUUACCGAGAGAGUCAAGUUCAAAAGAAAUAGAUAGUGGCUUAUUAUCAGUUAUUAGCUAUCCGGCAUUUGCUGUUGAUGAUCCUGGUCUUAUAAACUAUACUAGGCAUUGUAUACUGGAAAAGUUGUUAGGUCGUUAUGGUUGCAAACGCUUCUUGAGGGAUGGGUAUAAGACCCCUAAAGAGGACCCGAACCGUUUAUAUUAUGAACCUUGGGAAUUAAGAAUGUUUGAACAUAUUGAAUGUGAGUGGCCCAUGUUUUUUUGUUAUUUAAUUUUGGAUUGUCUCUUUAUGAAUAACAGAGAUGGUGCUGCAGAUUACACUGAACGCCUGGAAGAGGUUAUGAUUAGAACUGAGGAUGGUUUAAAAUUAGUGCCGGAACUGUAUGCAGUACCUGCGGAACUCGUGGCUGCCGAGUAUAGAGAACCUGGAAGCCAGCAACGAAUACCAUUAGGUCAGACUACUUUCUUGUGGGCUCAGUCUUUGUACAUUAUUGGAAAGUUGUUACAAGAAAAAUUUUUGGCUCCAGGUGAACUGGAUCCAUUAAAUCGGAGGUUGUGCUCAGAAAAGAAACCUGAUGUGGUGGUACAGGUUGUAAUACUGGCAGAGGACUGUGAAAUUAGGGAUAAGCUGAUGGAACACGAUAUUGCGGUUCAAACCAUUGCGGAGGUUGCACCGAUUGAAGUUCAACCCGCACGAGUUUUAUCCCACCUUUACACUUAUUUGGGUAGAAAUAAAAAAUUGGGUCUGUCGGGCAGAAAAUCCAGAGACGUGGGCAUUCUGAGCACAAGCAAAUUGUACCUUCUGGGUGAUAAAAUAUUUGCUUUUACUCCCCAGUUUACCGAUUUGUCGCACAAUUACAUAGCCUCUGACUAUGAGCUCAUGAUCGACAUUUACAAGAGUGAGAUAAAUUUUUUGAAGUCAAGUUGGCAAAACAUGUUGGGUAGGCCGUUGGUCACAAUAGUGUGCAGAAGGUUGCAGUUAGAAAACGGGAAGAUACCGCUGGCGAUGGUAACCACAAUGAAGAAACUCAAAUCUGGAUAUAUCAGCGGUACACGCGUCACCCUGGGACAACUCAACGACUUUUUAAGUACCAGUUCUAUCACUAAUUUAAGCUUUCUCGGGUGUCACGAGGAGGGAAUGCCCGACAAGUUAAACCCUCAAGUCCACCAAUACUUGGAAGAACAUCUGGUGAAGUCGUUGUCUCACAGGUCCAUGUUGUUAAUGCCGAAUGCUCCGAGAAAUCGUAACAGGCACUAUCUCAAGAGGAAAAUGUCAGUGCGUGGAGCCGUUAAAAAAACCAGGUCCAUAAACGUUGACGCGGAAACGUUGGGCAUGGAAAGUAACGUAACAUUGGAAAGAAGAGGUUCGAUGUUUUUUACGGCGAACCCGAUCGAUGCCGUCGAUAAUGGGCGUCGGGAAAUUAGAUCCCCCACCCCUGAAGAAGAGAAAAAGGUGCGAAAAGAAGCCGGAAAAAAGGAACUACCUGCUAUAAGCGCGCCCAAACAUAGGACCCAAAGCGAAACUCAGUACGCCGAUACCGAGGUUGAUGAACUGUUUGCGAUGUUGCGCGAAUCGGAAUCCCUGGACGAGCAAGGAGACAUAUUGCAGUACCUGGUCGAUUCGAACGGUCUGGAUUUCAACACCGGCAUGUUGGAGUACGGCAAAGUCGUUACGGUGCGAGACUUGCUGAAAGGGUUGUACGAGAAGGCGUGUCAACAAAAAAUGUGGGGUUUGGUACGUCACACGGCGGGCAUGUUGGGAAAACGCGUCGAAGACCUGGCUAAAUCCGUCACCGAUCUUUUGGUUAGGCAGAAGCAGAUCACAGUAGGUAUGCCACCGAACAACGAACAUACCAUCACGGCGCCGUUACCCGAAAGCGAACUUAGACUUCUCAUUCACGAAGCGUACGGAGAAGACGACAGUACCGCGAUGCUGACCCAAGAGCUCCUCGUCUAUUUGGCCAUGUUUAUCCGCACCGAGCCGCAAUUGUUUUUGGAAAUGCUGAGAUUGAGGGUGGGCCUUAUAAUUCAAGUGAUGGCCACGGAACUGUCGCGCACCCUAAUUUGCGACGGCGACGAAGCGUCCGAGCACUUGCUCAACUUGAGCCCCUUCGAAAUGAAAAAUCUGUUGCACCAUAUUAUUAGCGGCAAGGAGUUCGCGAUAAGUAGCGUCGGACGGGGUAACUUUUCCAUAGUCAGCAACAAGUCGAGUCGAAUUAGUAAAAAAAGUCACAUUAGUUUGGCUACCGAUACGUCGUCCGACGACAUAGAACCUGACCGCCAAGGCCAGUGGUUGAGGAGGCGGCGACUAGACGGCGCUUUGAAUAGGGUCCCGCGGGAUUUCUAUCCGAGGGUAUGGAGCGUUCUCGAAAGGUGUCACGGCAUCGAGAUAGCUGGAAAAGUGCUGCCCCAAACGUUGACCCAGGAAAUGACACCGGGAGAACUGAAAUUCGCGUUAGCGGUCGAGACAGUUCUGAAUACGAUCCCGCAGCCCGAAUACAGGCAACUCAUUGUGGAAGCGCUCAUGGUGCUCACGUUGGUGGCGGAAUACAACGUGGCCCCGUUUCUAGGCAACAUCGUCCAGAUCGAGUAUUUGGUUCAUCAAGCGAACGAACUAUUUUUGGAAGAUCAAAUCAAAUGCGACGGAGACGCGACACUGUGCUGCGCGAAGCCGAAAGAGCUGCGCGAAACCACCAACACAGGCGGCCUGUUGUGCGGCGGCGCCGCUUACAUCUGUCAACAUUUUUACGACAGCGCCCCCAGCGGCGCUUACGGUACUAUGACCUACCUAACCAGAGCGAUCGCGUUGUACUUGGAGUGUUUACCGAAAGGGGGCGAAUUGGAAUGCACGAUAAGUUAAGGUUUACAAAUUGAGGCGUUAAAAAACCGCUAUUGUAGCAACCGACUUUUCUUGAGAGUCUUAGUUUAGAGGUUAAACUGUAGUACACAGGUUUUCUUUGAAACACGCGCCAUACAAUUUUCAUUUUCAUCGCUUUUCAUACAUCGAAUCAUGUUUUGUCUUUUGAGGUAUGGAUUGUAGAGGAAAUUAUAAACACAGU
Molecule: messenger RNA, 3899 nt
Organism: Cylas formicarius (sweet potato weevil)
Lineage: Eukaryota; Metazoa; Arthropoda; Insecta; Coleoptera; Brentidae
Product: probable phosphorylase b kinase regulatory subunit alpha
Exons: 18
Coding region: 107-3700 (1197 amino acids)
Biological process (GO): glycogen metabolic process
Cellular component (GO): phosphorylase kinase complex
Molecular function (GO): calmodulin binding
Source: RefSeq, a predicted model, not a curated record